Pseudophryne corroboree (corroboree frog) is the source of this 4224-nucleotide messenger RNA. RefSeq names its product CREB/ATF bZIP transcription factor (gene CREBZF). The record is from RefSeq and is a predicted model, not a curated record. Gene Ontology annotation, molecular function: DNA-binding transcription factor activity. Bases 130 to 1041 code for a protein of 303 amino acids. Gene Ontology annotation, biological process: regulation of DNA-templated transcription. Lineage: Eukaryota; Metazoa; Chordata; Amphibia; Anura; Myobatrachidae. The transcript is spliced from 2 exons.
CGUCCGCCGUUGAGUUGACUUUAGCUCCUCCCAGCAUCUGACGUCAACAAGGUCCUUCCGGCGAAGGGAGCAGGCGAGUCAGCAGAGAGGUUGGCGACGCCAUCACAGCGCUCCUCCGACAAGGCCGCCAUGAGGCAUCGGCUGAGAGAGAGGCCACAGCCAGCGAUGGCGGCCAGCAGCAAUGGCCGCAGGAAGGCGAGGAGGAACCGAGCCGCUCCGGCCGGGGAAGAGCUGUCCCCCGCUCCGACCACCAGUGACUGUGCCGCGCCCUGCUGUGAGAAGACGCCACUGCCGGAGCUGGAAGACUUGCUGGCCGUGGAUGAGGCCUGCGGCUGGUGGGAGGAGGACGCUGAGGUCCCCGAGGACCCCUCACUGGCAGAUCUCCUGCAGCAGCUAGUCGGCUGCGAGGACGUGCGGCCUAGCAACACGUUGGCCGCCUGUUCCACACCCAACAUGGCCGCCAGUACCACCACACCCAAGAUGGCCGCCGCCUUCUCCAGUACCAUCAACAACAUGACCGCCUCCUCGCAUAACACCACCACCACAGCAGACCAGCCCGGCCGCCGCCGCGGAGGCCCCAGCAACCGAAAUGCUUUGGCCGCCCGCCUCAACCGCCUGCGACGGAAGGAGUACGUCAGCGGGCUGGAGGUCCGGGUGGCGCGCCUGGCCGGGGAGAACGCGCGUCUGGAGCGCGAGCGGGAGACGUUGGGCGCGCGGGUGCGCGAGCUGGAAGAGGAGUCUCGCUACCUAAGGGCGGUGCUGGCUAACGACACCUCCCUCUGCCAGCUGCUGGGCCGCUUGACCGGCCUGGGCGGGGUCCGCAUGUCCACGUCGCUCUUCCUCAAGCCUCGCCCACCGCGACCGGCCGACCACGACUACGCGCUGCCCAGGGCCGAGGAGGGGGAGCCGCAGGAAGGAGGAGCGCCCUCUGCUGGAGGAGGAGUCUGCCUGCAUGUGGACCAGGACAAGGUGUCAGUGGAGUUCUGCCCGGCCUGUUCCAGGAGGGCAUCGUCUGCAGCCAAAAUUUUCUUUUUUAGGUGAAUUGUCGGCUUGCUCCGUUGCAGGAGUUACAGAGCAGCGCUUUUCGCCUCGCAACCUGGUAAGGAUCUCAGUCACUACCUAAUGCAGAUCUCGCCUUUAUAUAUAAGGUGGACAGACAGCUGUUCAUCUCCAGUUAUACUCCCAUAUACAAAUACUGAAGAGUCAUUGCAGACAGCUCUGAUUGCAUAUACAUGAUGUUGUAAGCCAGGUUUAAAGCAAUAUGUGAGAAACACCUUCCCCAUUACUUUCCUUAAUGCAGUGUAUUAAUUAGCAUAAUUGCCAAAGAGCUGUCUCGUGUGGAAGUUGCAUUUAUGUCUAAUCUCCCUGCUACCUUACACCAAUGAAAGCUCUUGUCUACUUAACGCACUCUUCUUCUAAAAAGCAUUCUAUAGUUCAAUGCUGGUCUCUUGCUAUGAUAGAAGCGUGUGUGUUAACAUUUGUGCCCCAGUUACGGGGCAUCUGUAAAUCGCAUCACUCAGACCGUGUGAGCAUUCCUUUAGUAAAUUAGUCACGCCACUACUCUGCAGUGGUUACAAGUUAGACCCUUUUUAAAGGGUUACAUGUAGGCUACACUGUGAUAGGAAACAUUGAAAUUGUUUGUAAAGUGAGAUUUCAGAAGGGCUGAUACAUGCGGCUAUGUGUAUGCACUGAUUCACUACAUUUCUGCUGAUCUGAGAAUGGCUACUCGCACCUAUAGCUUAAUUUGAGUACUUGUGCGUAGCUUAGUGAGUUUGCACCUUACUUAUCUGCUCAGGUGUUCACUCUGCUGAUAAGAGAGCUGCCUGUCGGGGCCCGUGAUGCACUAUGCGUAGCCUCCGCUGCAGUUUUGCAGUCGCACAGUGAUUUGUAAUGGCUCGCCAGUAGAAAGGCUUUAAAGUGAAUCAUUAGAAUACAGACCUUUUGAAAUCUCGCUUCUCUCCGAUGAGUAUGUGUAUUUAGCAUCCUUGUUUUUCUUUAUGCUAAAGUGGAUUCACCUGUAUGGGCAGAAGAUCCGGGACCCGCUGCUGACCACAUCCUGCUUUGUAUUAAAAGGUAGUAUGGUUCAUGAGGAGAGCGGAGGUAAUGCCGGGGAUUUUCAUCUUACCCUUUGUGUGCAUAUGUAAAGGUGUUUGAAAUAUGGGUAGUUUGGGGGGGGGGGGGUAUAUGAGGGUAGGUCAAAGUCUUGUUUUGGGAUCCAUUCAAUUUGCCAGUGGCCAGGAUACCGACGCCGAAAUCCCGGCAAAAUAGGACUAUUCCCACUCGUGGGUGUCCACGACACCCACAGAGUGGGAGUAGAUCCUGUGGCGAGCGCAGACAUCUGACAUCACGCCCACUGGUAAAUCAUACGGGUUCUCUUGUUUUCUGUGGGGCUUAAGUAUAAAAGCAGAUUUCAUGCAUAUAGCAAGAAUUGGACACAAACUAUCCGUGAAGUUGUUUAAAAAAAAAAUAAUAAUAAUAAUAUUUCUUAGGUCAAAUAAACAUACAAAAUAAUGCAUAUAUAAUUCCAUACAAAUUGUAGUUUAUAAGGAGAUUUCAAAAGGCAUCUACAUACAUUACAUAAAUAAAUAUAUAAUUAUCAUUUAUGUAUUUUUUUCUUUUCUUCCAGUGGAGGAUUGGGUGUAGCCCGGGGAGUAGAGAAUAGCUCAGUAUGGAGAUAGUGGGCUAAAAUGUUGAUUGGGUUGAGAAGAGAAAGGCAGACAUACGUUUGCCGAAGUACUAAUAGUUGCCGUCAUGUAAUCCAUGCUGUAGGAGCACCAUUGUACAGCUACUUAAGACAGGCUGCUAGAAGUCCCUCCUUUUUGUUUCCUCUGAUCAGUAAGGUGUGAUUUAAUUAGUGUAGUAAGGGUCGUUAUUGUUCUGAAUAUGCUUUACAGAACUGUGCUUUAAGUACAUAAACUGUAACAACCUAAGGCUGGGUACACACCAGACAGGCAUGUCAGUGGACCUGCCGUCAUGCUGACGGUAGGCAGUCCAGUUAUGUAUAUACACUUACCAAUUGGCCACUUGAUAAGUCGGUUCUCGCAUCACAGCUGGGCGGACAUUUAAAUUCAAAUGCCCACUCAGCUAUGACGUCUGCCCCCGCAGCAAGUGAACAGGCAGUCUGCCCGUACACACAGCCAGAUGCACAGCCAAUGCAAUAUGUCUGGGAAUAAUGUUGUUCAGAGACAGAUCAGGAGUACAUACCCACCGACGGGCGUUUGCGGUAUAUCCUCUGUUUGCCGGUAUAUUGCAUAGUGUGUACCCAGCUUAAAGCAAACGCUACUGCUGUAAUUACAAAUAAUUUGUUUGGCAACAGGGCUUCCUUUCAGCUGCGAACAAACGAGAAUUGGCUCCCUGCCAGAAAAUGGUUCAGAAUUUCUUUAGCUGAAAUAUGUUGCCGUCCAUAUGGUUGGCAUUAAGCACAGAUUAGUAUCUUUGUAAAAUAAGUGCAUUAGGAAGAUGCCCAUAUUGGGGUUAGAUGAAAAAUGAAGAUCAUUAGAAAAAAAAAAUUUUUCUAACAUAUUUCUGUAAUCGUUUGCCCCCCACCCCCCUUCCCAAAAGAAAAGCUGCUUUUAAACUUAAACCCUUCACAGCAUGAGAACUUAUGCACAGGAAAAAUGCUUCUCUAGUGCGUGUUAGAAAGUGGAAGCAGAAUUUGGAUUCGAUGUGGGUAGAAGCACUUUUAUUUUAUUUUUUCCUAGAAGUCCUUCAUUUUUUUUUUUUUUUUGUAAACCUUUUGGUUUUCAACCUCAACACUUAAGUAUUCCCAGCAGGCCAGGUUUUGUGGAUUUCUCUGUGAAGCAGGAUAGAUAACCUAAUUCAGUUAGUCAGUAAUUAUAACUCGCCUGUGCAUGAUUAAAUGCAUCCACAAAACUACCUGCUGGGGGUACUUGGCUGGAAUUGAGACUACCUGGUCGAAAAUAAAUGUUUCUGUAUUGUGUGUUCCUUCUCUGGGAUUCUGUGUAAUUGAAACACAACUGAGUUUGUGUAGUUAAUGUCAAUAUGUUACUUUGUGUAUGUAACAAAGAUUAUUAUUUUUGAAUACUUGAAUCUUGUACAUAAUUUGGGAACCAAUGCAGCAAUAUUAUAAAACUACUUUUGUUCCAGAAUGAUUGUUCAGGCUGUUUCCACGUUGCCUGUGGAUUACAGAAUAUCCUAUCUUUAUACUUGCCACUAACGUGCAUGUAGAAUGAGCAGGUCCUGUAAUAAACUGAUUGCUGCAAA